Messenger RNA from Corchorus olitorius, 2526 nucleotides. Lineage: Eukaryota; Viridiplantae; Streptophyta; Magnoliopsida; Malvales; Malvaceae. The record is from the annotation of a GenBank genome assembly.
AUGGAUGUUGAAAAUCGGAAAAACUUUUCACCGGAUAACGCCGAAUAUGGCCCCUGGAUGGUUGUCUCACGGCGGAGGCCGCCAAAAUCCCAAGGCACAUCAACGGUCGAAAAAGGAGACAACUCAAAAUCCAAGCCCAUUCCUCCAAAGCUGGGCCACAACGGUCAUCAGGAGCCCAACAAGAAAAAGUCUAAACUCAAAGACCAAACCAAUUCUCUCAAUCAGGUCAUUCAUGCCCAAGCCCCUCCUAAUAGCCGUUACUCUAAGCUUAACGGCGUUGUGGAUGAAAAAUCUUCCCCUCCCCAGAAAGAAUCUAAUUGCCAUCACCCUGCUAAAAAGAGCUCGGAGCUCAAGACCCCUCCUAUCAGUCUUGAUUUGACCCAGUGCAAUUCUUUGUCCAACAGUCACGAACCGAUAAGUUAUCAGGUUCCCAUGGUCACCAUGGUAUCUGAAGGCACCCACACCCAAUCAAACCAAAUUCCAAAAACCCAACCUGUUAAUGUCAAAGGUCUUCCUUCCGCCCCCACCCCCAAGCCUAAUGGACGACCUCCUCUUUUACUUCAAGCUCUCGGACAAGAUCAUCUCCAUGAAAGAGGCAGUGAACAUCCUCCUGGAACAGAACCCCUCUCACCAAGAGAACAUCAGUUUUCCCCUCUCUCUGGCUUGGAGAAGCAUGAUAGCAGCCCCUCCAGGAGUAGAUCCGGAACAAUUUCUCCACCUCCUUCAAGACCAAAUGGUUCACGAACCGAGGAAUCCACCACUGAACGAGGAAGUGAAAGAUCAAAUGUUGAAGUAGCUCGUUCUUCAAGAGUUCGUAGAGGCAAAGCAGAGCGUGUUGACAGAAGUCGAAGCCCCCUCCGAUUCUCCUUGGGAGAUCACCAAACUGAGAAGAGUCAUCUUCAACAGCGAGAUCCCGUUUCACAAGACCAUUCUGAUACCCAGGUUGAGGACAGAUCUUGGAAAGCUUUUAAAUUCACGAGAAGAGGCCCCCGUCUUUCUCACCUCUUCUUUGCGGACGACCUCAUCCUUCUCGCCACUGCUACCACUGAUAACUGUCAGGUUAUCAAUGAGGUCCUCUCCCACUUCUGUGAAUGUUCUGGGCAAAAGAUUAACCUUCAGAAGUCUAAAGUCUUCUUCUCCAAAAAUACUCCUGUCGAUGUUAGGCAAAACAUCUCUACCUCUAUUAAUAUCCCUGUAACGGAUAGCAUUGACAAGUAUCUUGGUUUUCCCAUCCUGGAUAAGAAACCCAAGAAAGCUCACUGCAAACUCAUUGUUGAUAAGAUCAACGCCAAGCUGGCUGGCUGGAAGGCCAAACUUCUCAGCCCUGCUGAUAGAAAGGUCCUUAUCAGUUCCAGCCUUACUGCCACUGCUAGCUAUUAUAUGCAAGGUAUGCUCCUGCCAGCCUCCUCUCUUAAUGCUAUUGACAGAGCCUGUCGUAACUUUUUAUGGGGAAGCUCGGAUAAUAACAAAAAGAUGCAUAAUGUCAAGUGGGAGUUGGUUACCUGCCACAAACAAUGUGGGGGUCUUGGUCUUAAAGCUGUUAGAAAUCUCAAUGAAGCAUUCAUGGCUAAACUAGGAUGGGUUGUUCUGAAAAAAGAUUCUGCCUUGUGGUGUCAACUCCUCAGAACCAAGGACUUCUUCUAUGGUCCUCUUCCUGUCCAUGAGAUUAACAUGCCGGUUGCUCAGGUUCUUUCCAAUGAUGGGGAUUGGGUUCUCUCCUCUAUCUCCUUUAAUCUCCCUGACUUUCUUUCUAAUUCCAUUCUUGCCAUUCCCAUAUCCAAAUUCAACAAUAGUGAAGAUACCCUCUCUUGGAAUAAUUCAAAAGAUGGUAAUUUCACUAUUGCUCAAGCUUAUGAUAUUUCUAAAGGCAAUCCUCAACCUUGCCCUGCUGACUGGAGUUGGAUCUGGAAAACCCCUGUUUUUCCCAAGGUGCAGCACUUUCUUUGGCUUGCUCAUCAUGGUAAACUGAUGACUAAGGCCAGACUUUUUCAUCCGGGCAUCUCCUUAUCUGACAUUUGCCCUGUGUGUAAUCAAGUCACCGAGACUUCUGAUCACAUCUUCAGAGAUUGUGAGUUUAUUUCCCAGUUUUGGGAUCGAUUUUCUCCUAUCAAACCUGGUGAUUCCAACCCCAGACUCUGUUUCAAAGAUUGGAUUAGGGACAACUGUUCUAAUUCUACACCUUCUGGCUUCCAUAAUAUUCCUUGGAAUAUUAUUUUUCCCCUUGUUCUUUGGGACAUUUGGAAAAAUAGAAAUAAGAGGAUCUUUGAACCUGAUUCUGUCCUCACUCUUUCGAUUGAUCACAUCCUCCAUUCUGCUGUUGAAAUUUUUGCUGCUAGGAAGAUGGCUCGUGGCGAAGCUGGGAGUUCUGGCAGUCAGGCACGUGAUGCGGGCGUGUCUUUCCCCAGACUUGUUAGGACUAAUUGUACUGUCUCUAAUUUUGUUGGGCUUAAUGCCUCUGAUGCUGUUGGGUUUAAUGCCCCUGAUGCAACUGGGCUUAAUGCUCAGCAUGUUGUGAACUCGUUCUAA